CCCUUUCUUGUAGGUGAUAGAAAUAGAAGAUGCUUCUCCUACCAAGUGUCCAAUAACAACCAAGUUGGUUUUAGAUGAAGAUGAAGAAACUAAAGAACCAUUAGUACAGGUUCAUAGAAAUAUGGUUAUCAAAUUGAAACCCCAUCAAGUAGAUGGUGUUCAGUUUAUGUGGGAUUGCUGCUGUGAGUCUGUUAAAAAAACAAAGAAAUCUCCAGGUUCAGGUUGUAUUCUAGCCCACUGCAUGGGCCUUGGUAAGACUUUACAGGUAGUAAGUUUUCUUCAUACAGUUCUUUUGUGUGAGAAAUUGGAUUUCAGUACAGCUUUGGUGGUUUGUCCUCUUAAUACUGCUUUGAAUUGGAUGAAUGAAUUUGAGAAGUGGCAAGAGGGGUUAAAAGAUGAUGAGAAGCUUGAGGUCUCUGAAUUAGCAACUGUAAAACGUCCUCAGGAGAGAAGCUACAUGCUUCAGAGGUGGCAAGAAGAUGGUGGUGUUAUGAUCAUAGGUUAUGAGAUGUACAGAAAUCUUGCUCAAGGAAGGAAUGUGAAGAGUAGGAAACUUAAAGAAAUAUUUAACAAAGCUUUGGUUGAUCCAGGCCCUGACUUUGUUGUUUGUGAUGAAGGCCAUAUUCUAAAAAAUGAAGCAUCUGCUGUUUCAAAAGCUAUGAAUUCUAUACGAUCAAGGAGGAGGAUUAUUUUAACAGGAACACCACUUCAAAAUAAUCUAAUUGAGUAUCAUUGCAUGGUUAACUUUAUCAAGGAAAAUUUGCUUGGCUCCAUUAAGGAGUUCAGAAAUCGAUUUAUAAAUCCAAUCCAAAAUGGUCAGUGUGCAGAUUCUACCAUGGUAGAUGUCAGAGUGAUGAAAAAACGUGCUCACAUUCUCUAUGAGAUGUUAGCUGGAUGUGUUCAGAGGAAAGAUUAUACAGCAUUAACGAAGUUCUUGCCUCCAAAACAUGAAUAUGUGUUAGCUGUAAGAAUGACUCCUAUUCAGUGCAAGCUCUAUCAGUACUACUUAGAUCACUUAACAGGUGUAGGUAAUAGCAGUGAAGGUGGAAGAGGAAAAGCAGGUGCAAAACUUUUCCAAGAUUUUCAGAUGUUAAGUAGAAUCUGGACUCAUCCUUGGUGUUUACAGCUGGACUACAUUAGCAAAGAAAAUAAGGGAUAUUUUGAUGAAGACAGCAUGGAUGAAUUUAUAGCUUCAGAUUCUGAUGAAACCUCCAUGAGUUUAAGCUCCGAUGAUUAUGCAAAAAAGAAGAAAACAAAAGGGAAAAAGGGGAAAAAAGAUAGUAGCUCAAGUGGAAGUGGCAGUGACAAUGAUGUUGAAGUCAUUAAAGUGUGGAAUUCAAGAUCUCGAGGAGGUGGUGAAGGAAAUGUGGAUGAAACAGGAAACAAUCCCUCGGUUUCUAUAAAGACGGAAGAAAGUAAAGCUACUUCCUCUUCUAAUCCAAGCAGCCCAGCUCCAGACUGGUAUAAAGAUUUUGUUACAGAUGCUGAUGCUGAGAUUUUAGAGCAUUCUGGCAAAAUGGUACUUCUCUUUGAAAUUCUUCGAAUGGCAGAGGAAAUUGGGGAUAAAGUACUUGUUUUCAGCCAGUCUCUUAUAUCUCUGGACUUGAUUGAAGAUUUUCUUGAAUUGGCUAGUAGGGAGAAAACAGAAGAUAAAGAUAAACCUCUUAUUUAUAAAGGUGAAGGGAAGUGGCUCCGAAAUAUUGACUAUUAUCGUUUAGAUGGUUCUACUACUGCACAAUCAAGGAAAAAAUGGGCUGAAGAAUUUAAUGAUGAAACUAAUGUGAGAGGACGAUUGUUUAUUAUUUCCACCAAAGCAGGAUCUCUUGGCAUUAACCUGGUAGCUGCUAAUCGAGUGAUUAUAUUUGAUGCUUCUUGGAAUCCAUCCUAUGAUAUCCAGAGUAUAUUCAGAGUUUAUCGCUUUGGACAAACUAAACCUGUAUAUGUAUAUAGGUUCUUAGCUCAGGGAACCAUGGAAGAUAAGAUUUAUGAUCGGCAAGUAACUAAGCAGUCAUUGUCCUUUAGAGUUGUUGAUCAGCAGCAGGUCGAGCGUCAUUUUACCAUGAAUGAGCUUACUGAACUUUAUACUUUUGAGCCAGACUUAUUAGAUGACCCUAAUUCAGAAAAAAAGAAGAAAAGGGAUACUCCCAUGCUGCCAAAGGACACCAUACUUGCAGAACUUCUUCAGAUACAUAAAGAACACAUUGUAGGAUAUCAUGAGCAUGAUUCUCUUUUGGACCACAAAGAAGAAGAAGAGCUGACUGAAGAAGAAAGAAAAGCAGCUUGGGCUGAGUAUGAAGCAGAGAAGAAGGGACUGACCAUGCGUUUCAACAUACCAACUGGGACCAAUUUUCCCCCUGUCAGUUUCAACUCUCAAACUCCUUAUAUUCCUUUCAAUUUGGGAGCCCUGUCAGCAAUGAGUAAUCAACAGCUGGAGGACCUCAUAAAUCAAGGAAGAGAAAAAGUUGUGGAAGCAACAAACAGUAUGGCAGCAGUGAGGAUUCAGCCACUUGAAGAUAUAAUUUCAGCUGUGUGGAAGGAAAACAUGAAUCUCUCAGAGGCCCAAGUACAGGCGUUAGCAUUGAGUAGACAAGCCAGCCAGGAGCUUGAUGUUAAACGAAGAGAAGCAAUCUACAAUGAUGUAUUGACAAAACAACAGAUGUUAAUCAGCUGUGUUCAGCGAAUACUUAUGAACCGAAGACUCCAGCAGCAGUACAAUCAGCAGCAACAGCAACAAAUGACUUAUCAACAAGCAACACUAGGUCACCUCAUGAUGCCAAAGCCUCCAAAUUUAAUCAUGAAUCCUUCUAACUACCAGCAGAUUGAUAUGAGAGGAAUGUAUCAGUCAAUGGCUGGUGGUAUGCAGCCACCACCAUUACAGCGUGCACCACCCCCAAUGAGAAGCAAAAAUCCAGGACCUUCCCAAGGGAAAUCAAUGUGAUUUUGCACUAAAAGCUUAAAGGAUUGUUAAAAUCAUAGAAAGAUCUUUUAUUUUUUUAGGAAUCAAUGACUUAACAGAACUCAACUGUAAAAAUAGUUUGGUCCCCUUAAAUGCCAAUCUUCCAUAUUAGUUUAAAAUUUUUUUAAAAUAGGGCAUACCAUUUCUUCCUGACAUUUGUCAGUGAUGUUGCCUAGAAUCUUCUUAUACACAUUGAGUACAGAAGAUAUUUCAAAUUGUUUUCAGUGAAAACAAGUCGUUCCAUAACAGUAACACCUCCACAGAUUUCCUCUCUAAAUUUUUAUGCCUGCUUUUAGUGACCAUAAAAUUGUCAUGAAAUUAAUGAAUUUAGGAAAUAAUACAGAUUUAUAUAUUCAUUCUUUACAUAUAAAAACACACAGCUGAGUUCUUAGAGUUGAUUCCUCAAGUUAUAAAAUAAUUUUGUACUUAAUCAAUUUAUUGAUUAAAGUAAUUGAAAUGGUUUUAAUGUUCUUUUGACUGAAGUCUGAAACUGGGCUCUUGCUAGGUCAUGUCUGUGACUGAAAAUUAGAAACUAAGGGUUAUCUUUGACACAGAAUUGUGUGCAAUAUUCUUAAAUACUACUGCUCUAAAACUUGGAGGAAUCUUGCAGUUAUCUUAGUAUUGUAUAAACAGCCUUAAGUACAGCCUAAGAAGAGAAUUCCUUUUUCUUCUUGAGACUUUCUGCCAUUUUUUAUUUUCAGUUAUAUGUACUGAAAUAAUUACUGGUAAAAUUUCAGGGUUGUCGAUUAUCUUCCACACAUGAAUUUUCUCUCUCCUGGCACUAAUAAAAAGCACAUCUCUUAACUGCUUGGUGCCAGUGCUAGUGCUUCAUCCUAUUGCUGGCAGUGGGAUGUGGCUAACAAAAUCAAGUUCUAGCAUUUUAGGAGGUUAAGGAUGACAUUGUGGUUGUUAAGUUCACACCCUGUUUUAUAAACAGCAUCAAAAUGGCAGAACCAUUGCUGACUUUAAGUUCACAUGAGGAAUGUGCUUUAACAAUUCCCAGUACUGUCAGUAUUGUGAAUUAAUUACUUUUAAAGAUAAGGAUCACUGGCUUCUAUGCUCAUCUUCUUUUCUCUCAUCAUGUUCUUUUCCCCCAACUUCCCUGUUUUCUUAAAUUAUGCCUAAGUUCGAUUUUUUUUUAAGUUUAGGUCCUUGAGGCAAUUAUUGAUCCAAAUUAAUUCAUGUAAUACCCCUUUGUGAAGUUUUACUAGAAAAUCAUUACAUUGUUGUUUUUCUUUAUCCAGACCUGUAAAAAUAACCUAUAAGUUUAUUCAUGUACAAUUUGGUUGCUUGAGUUUCUUAAAAGAUUGUUAGACUAUGGGAGUCAACUUAACAUGACAAAAACAGUUUUGAGAUGAUGAUAUAACAGGAAGUGGAAACAGCUAAGGAAUUCUAGAAAAAAGAAAGUUGAAUGGAAGAUUGACUUGUUCCAGGUAUCACUGGAUUAGAAUGAGUUUAACAUUAGCUAAAACUCUUUUGAGAUGUUUGGAUGGUUAUGAGAUUUCCAUUUUUAUCUUGAAAGAACUAGUGAUAAAACAUCCAAGAGCACUAGGUUUGUGAUAAUGAAACUUAUAAGAUUUGUAGGAUCUACCCCCUCCUACCUCCCAUGAUAAAUUAUCACUAACAACUUCCAUAUAUUUGGAUAUUAUACCAGCCAUAUAAUCAAAUUUAUUUAAUUGGGGGGCGGGGAGAUGUGUGUUUAGGAGAACUGAAAAAGUCAAGAUUUAUGAGGUAAAUAUUUGAAGACAGUAUACUCUGGACAACUGUUCUCAGUCGGUAUUUCUACAAGUCCAGGAUACUUUAUAUCUGAUUUAUUAGACCUGGGAACUUUCAACAUGGUCUAAUUACCUGCUCAAAGACAUAGAUGUGAAAAUUUUAAGCAACCUUCUAAACUGUUUUACCACGAUGAAACUAUGACUUAAAAGUAAUGCAUAGAAGGAUUAAUUAAUUGGAAAUAAGAGAGUUUGAAAUAAAACUUGGACCACUUUGCAUACACUAUUCUCACUUGACAUUUUAGCUACAUAAUAUGUACUUUGAGUAUAAAAUCAAGCUUUAACAAAUAUUUAAAGACAAAAAUCACGUCAAUAAGAUACUAAAAGGCUCAGUUUUAUAUUUGUUUUAGAUGUUUUAAAUAGUUGCAAUGGCUUAAAAAUGACGAUUUAAAAUGUUGCUUGUAAUACAGUUUUGCCUGCUAAAUUCUCCACAUUUUGUAACCUGUUUUAUUUCUUUGGGUGUAAAGCAUUUUUGCUUAGUAUUGUGAUAUUGUAUAUGUUUUGUCCCAGUUGUAUAGUAAUGUUUCAGUCAUCAUCCAGCUUUGGCUGCUGAAAUCAUACAGCUGUGAAGACUUGCCUUUGUUUCUGUUAGACUGCUUUUCAGUUCUGUAUUGAGUACCUUAAGUACUGUAGAAAAGAUGUCACUUCUUCCUUUGAGGCUGUUUUGUAAUAUAUAUAAGGACUGGAAUUGUGUUUUUAAAGAAAAGCAUUCAGUAUGACAAUAAUACUAUCUGUGUUUUCACCAUUCAAAGUGCUGUUUAGUAGUUGAAACUUAAACUAUUUAAUGUCAUUUAAUAAAGUGACCAAAAUGUGUUGUGCUCUUUAUUGCAUUUUCACAGCUUUGAAAAUCUGUGCAUAUAUUGUUUCAUAGAAAAUGUAUAGCUUUUUAUGCCAUAUUUAAUGGUGGUUCUUUUGCACAUUUAGUUAUUUAAUGUUGGGAGGUCAAGAAGUUUGGUUUUUAAAUUUGUUAUAUACUAAAUUCUGUAAAAGGAGAUCUUUAACCUCAAAAAUAAUUUACAUACCAGGAAGCCUAUGUGUGUUUGUGUUAGUUUUGAUUGUCUUUGUGUAAUCCAGCACCACUUUCUGCUUCCCAAGAACUGCAUCACUCAUUUAAGCCAAACAGGACUACCGAUCCACAUCUGUACAAAAGCUGCUUACUAUCCUGAAGCCAUAGGAGGUUAAUGGAAAACCUUAUUACCUGGCCUCCAAAGAAGCUGAAUGUGUUGUAGUCUUCCCUAGCUAUGCCUGUUCUUGCUUUAGUACCAUAAAAUCAGAUACAUAUUUCUGUGCCCCAAACAAAACUUUAAAAACAAUUAUCUUAGUAAUCAUUGUUUCUUUUGAGGGUGGCGUGUUGUGAAGCUGACAGAUACUUACUCUAAGAGGAAGAGAGGUUAUCCUUUUACAUCUGUAUUUCACUAAAAUUUAUGUUCAGAUUUUUACCCACCUUAUUUCACCAGACUUACUCUCAAGUGACUUGACUAUCUCCAAAUCAAAUCUGACCUUAGAGAGGAAAAUUCUACCAUUGAAUUUUUUUUUUCUCAAAACUGUAUUCUGUGCCAAUCCCAAAGGAGUGACCAGGUUUUAGAAAUGCUUUUUGUCUGUGCAACAUUUUAUAUAUGCUGUUAUAUUGAGGUGAAUAAAAUUUUAAAAUCCAAAAUA
Messenger RNA from Myotis davidii, 6387 nucleotides. RefSeq names its product transcriptional regulator ATRX. Gene Ontology annotation, molecular function: ATP binding; ATP hydrolysis activity; ATP-dependent chromatin remodeler activity. The record is from RefSeq and is a predicted model, not a curated record. The coding region runs from base 122 to 2938 and encodes 938 amino acids. The transcript has 20 exons. Gene Ontology annotation, cellular component: nucleus. NCBI's taxonomy places the organism in Eukaryota, Metazoa, Chordata, Mammalia, Chiroptera, Vespertilionidae.